AGUCUCUGUCUGUUGUGCAAGCUACCAGUCACUCCCCUCAAUUCUACAACCUGCUGAGGUUUUAUGAUAUAACAGAAAGUCUCCAACCUUACUCUAUACUUCCAGGCUGCAGUUGCCCAAAUCGUCACGCCCAUAAUCGCGCACCAUGCCUGCCGAAAAAGUUCCCGACACCCCAGUGGAAGUCCUUGUGGAUAUCCUAACAAAAGCCAAGGAGUUUGCAGUGAAUGGCAAUGUGCCAGAGGAGUUGACAAUCCAGCUGCAGAAGGCUUUGGACAUAGCCAGCGGCCUGGACGACUACCUGGAGAAAAUGACCACACAGGAGAGUGAACCCCUCGCAGAGCUAUAUAAAAAAACUAUUUCCCAUGACUGGGAUCAAGUCCACAAGGAGGGUAAAACUAUGUUCCGGCUCCCCAAGGAGUGCAUCACCGGACACGUUGAAGGCCAGACCCUGAAGAUGCUGAUCCACAUGAGUCAAGCAAAGAGGGUUCUAGAGAUCGGGAUGUUCACCGGCUACGGGGCACUGUCAAUGGCUGAGGGGCUUCCUGAGGAUGGCUGUUUGAUUGCCUGCGAGUUAGAGCCAUACCUUAAAGACUUUGCUCAGCCCAUAUUCAACAAGUCUCCACAUGGCAGGAAGAUCACUGUCAAGACUGGAUCUGCCAUGGACACCCUGAAGGAAUUGGCUGCUGCGGGCGAGCAAUUUGACAUGGUCUUCAUUGAUGCCGACAAAGACAAUUACAUCAACUACUACAACUUUAUUCUGGACAACAGUCUGCUGAGAUUGCAGGGGGUCAUAUGUGUGGACAACACCCUGUUCAAAGCCAAGGUCUAUCUCAAAGAUGCCACGGAUAGCAACGGACUGGCACUCCGGAAAUUCAACCAGUUUGUCUGUGACGAUCCGCGCGUGGAGCAGGUCAUCCUUCCUCUUAGAGAUGGCAUUAGUGUUAUCCGUCAAGUAUCUGGGGCCUUGAGUUCAAAAACACAGAAUAAAAUAACAGAUGACGAAGUUUUCCGCGGGGUCAAGGGCCGCCCCAUCCUCGAUCGGAUGCGUCUUGAUGGGAAGGUUGCCUACGUGACGGGUGCCGGGCAGGGCAUCGGUCGAGCGUUCGCUCAUGCUCUGGGCGAGGCCGGUGCCAAGGUGGCCAUCGUUGACCUGGACCAAAAUAAAGCUCAGGCAGUGGCUGAAGAGCUGCACCUCAAAGGCAUCAUUUCCAUUCCUAUCAUAGCGGACAUCAGCAAACCAGACGAUGUCCAGAGCAUGGUUGACGACAUCGUCUCCAAGUGGGGGACGGUCCACAUCGCCUGCAACAACGCCGGCAUCAACCAGAACUCGGCCAGUGAGGACACCAGUCUGGAGGAGUGGGACCAGACCUUCAACGUCAACCUGAGGGGGACCUUCCUGUGCUGCCAGGCUGCAGGUCGAGUGAUGUUGAAGCAAGGAUACGGCAAGAUUAUCAACACAGCCUCCAUGGCCAGUCUAAUAGUCCCCCACCCCCAGAAGCAGCUUUCCUACAACACAUCCAAGGCUGGAGUGGUGAAACUGACUCAGACUCUGGGCACUGAAUGGAUCGACAGAGGAGUGCAUGUCAACUGCAUCUCACCGGGGAUUGUUGACACCCCUCUCAUCCACUCGGAGAGUCUGAGGCCUCUGGUGCAGCGCUGGCUGUCAGAUAUCCCUGCUGGUAGACUGGCUCAAGUGACAGACCUGCAAGCUGCAGUGGUCUACUUGGCAUGUGACGCCUCCGACUACAUGACAGGGCAUAACUUAGUCAUAGAGGGUGGGCAAAGUCUGUGGUAGAUGAAGAGAGGAAACUUUCCUCUUCACUCUCCUGGAAUGAGUCUCUAAAAGAAGGUGUCAUCCUUACUCCUUAUGAUCUCCUUAUGAUCUCAUUCCCAUUAGUAUUAGUUUAAGUCUUACUUAAUUACUGGUUGAUUGUGUGAUGAGAUAAGUAGUAUCCUCUUUGUGCCCCCUGUUUGGGACCAGUGUGCUGUCACGUGGGCUAUGACACCCUUAACUUUAUGAAGAGUAUGGAAAACACUGCAUCAAGUUAAAUUCUAGCAGCUCUCGGUUCUCUUGUCACACAAUGACAAUGUGAAGACAUGUCUGAGAAAAUCUCUGUGAAGUGCAAGAAAGAAAAAAGCGACAUGUUACUGUGCCUUCAUCCUCCCUCUUUAAAUUAUUUUAUACAUCUAAUGCCGUUUAAAGGGACUGUUAGUGGUGCCUUAUACACAUCUGAAAGUAAAUGUAUUUUUUAGUUUUAUACGUGUAAUGUUUCAUACAAAUGCAGUUCAAAGUGAUAUACAUGAUAAUUACAGCCAUGGAAAUGAUAUAUCGCAGCAUUAAAAAAAAGGGUUGUAGUACAUGAACUGUGUGUGUGAUGGUUGAAUAACUGAAUAACUGGCCUAUGAACCUGCUAGUGGUGUCACCAUCACAAUAUGAGUUUGGUUCCUUUAGACCCAAAAUCGUUCCUCAUCUUAAAACUGUGCCUGAUUCAAAAAUACUUUCUCCAUUUUAGUACAUAGGGUGAAAAUGACAGGAACUACUGCAGUUUGCUGUGCGUUCACAUAGGCAAUGCAGCAAAUCAUGGCACGAAAUGCCAGUGAAGUGUGAAGUGUGUAUACUAUAGUUAAGAGUUAUAUCAACCAUUUACAACAAUGUACACUUGGAGGCGAACCCGAGACAAAAGGUCACAUUUCUUACUAGCAAACAUGUAUUUUAUUGAAUCCUCAGGGACUUUAAGAUGAACAGGUUGAAGUGAAUAAGAAAAAUAAAAAUGCUUCCCAUUAUAAAAAUAGCAAACAUGUAGGCUUAGGUUAGCUGUGUUUUUAUUUGUCUGAGACUUUAACAUUUCACAAAAUAAACUGUAAAAUAAAACACGCUAAGAUAUGGUAUCUGGGUGACGGUUCAACAAAUCGAUUUCUGGAAGUUGUGAAUUCAGAAGCUGCAUUGUAACAUCAACCUAUAGACACUGUUUGCGGCUUUCAGGUAUAAAACAUACAGAAAGUCCCAGAAUGUGUUAAUUACAGAUCACAUUCCCAGCCGAGUAGGAUGCCAGUGAGAUGUAUUUUUUGCACCUUGACUCUCGACUCCCUCUGGUCCAAGACUCUUGUGUACCACAUGCAGGAUUACAGCCUCCCAGUCCGCCUCUCUGCAGCUCUUUCUUGCCAAAUGGUCCUCACAAGUGGUGCUUGCGAGCGCCAUCUUAAUUGCUCCAUUAACUGUUUGUGUGCUGGAAAACAAUACUUAAAGGAGAGGUCGGCCGAGGACGUGACCCCCAGUCGCUGCAAUUAUACCAAAAGUAGUGCCCAAUUAGCGCUCUCUGCAAUGUGACACUGUUGCUGUUUGUGUGAGCAACUUCAACUUCUCACGGUUAGUGACCGCUUCUCUCUGAUUUACAUAAUUGAGGGAUUGGUCAUUAAUGGAAAUGGCGUGUGAGAGGAUCCCAUUAAGAUAUGGAGUGAGAUCUGAUCAUCUCCUCUGCUCUGUGCUAUUUAUCUCCGGCUGCAUUGGCACAUUAGAAAUUAUUGGGAUUCUUAUCCUCGUAUUUAAUGGUGAAAUAUCGAAGUUUGCGACAGUGUGUGCAUGCAAGGUCUUACAGAAUUUGUUCACACAAAAGGCACAUUGUCUUUUGGAGGCUGUUUCCCCGUCCUGCCACUGAGGGGCAGUACAAAGACAGGCAGCUACAGCACUGUCAUUAUGUUCCAGCAAGAGGUUAUCACAUUAUUUGCUAUCAUCUAAAGGUAAUAACGGUGAAUUAAAGAUAAAAUAGAGACACCUCUCCAAUUUAAGUAAGCAAACAGCUCGGCAUUAUGGACAAUCAAAGAAAAUGCUGAAUACAUACUCAAUUAAAUGUGGUUAGAUAGUGGACAGUUACAUUUCAAAUGCAUUAAAAAUAUAUUUCUAAUCGUUUCUCAGGAGGAGAUUAGAGCAACGUUUAAAGUCCAGAGACAAUGAAGUGCAAAUCUGACUGUAACACCAGGUGAUAAAUUAUAAAAUCCAUUUGCAUCCAUCUUUACCUAAGAUAAAUAGGAUUCCAGUUAACAACCUCAGUGUUUUUCAAUUAUUUUUGAAUAUCCAAGUUAAAGUUGUGAUUAGUUUUGAAAGUUAAAUCCCUCUAGUACUAUCGCAAAAAAGUUGUUGGGACCAAAAGCUGUUUUCCCUCAAAGUCUCCCGCUAUCCACCAUCAUCAUCCAAUGUCUAAACUGUUGCUUUGCCGUCAUGUUUGGCACCGUAUUAAACUCUUUCAGAGCCCACUUGGAGGUCUUGUUUUCCUUUCCAAUUGCAGCUAAAAGAACCCAAUCUAUAAUUCGAGCAGCACAAUGUGAUAUCCCCUCGAAAACGCCAUACAGCGGCCUGCUUCAUGAAGUGUAAGUGAUCUUGAAUCCAUUAUUUAUGACCUCCUUUUGCUACCAUUACACUGAAGAGUGUGGACCCCGUUGUACACGACGCUGUUGUGCUAAACAGUUCUCCAGGCAGAAAAAAAAGGCCCUCGCGCCCUCACACUUGAAAUCAACUUUGAUUAAUGCUCGGCUCUGUCACGGCAUGCAACAUUUUA
Messenger RNA from Eleginops maclovinus (Patagonian blennie), 4553 nucleotides. RefSeq lists its product as uncharacterized. The transcript is spliced from 11 exons. The record is from RefSeq and is a predicted model, not a curated record. Gene Ontology annotation, molecular function: oxidoreductase activity, acting on the CH-OH group of donors, NAD or NADP as acceptor; O-methyltransferase activity. Bases 146 to 1795 code for a protein of 549 amino acids. Lineage: Eukaryota; Metazoa; Chordata; Actinopteri; Perciformes; Eleginopidae.